Messenger RNA from Symbiodinium sp. CCMP2592, 5814 nucleotides. NCBI's taxonomy places the organism in Eukaryota, Dinophyceae, Suessiales, Symbiodiniaceae. The record is from the annotation of a GenBank genome assembly.
AUGGCGAGCCCAGCGAGCCCAGGCCAGCUAGAAGCAGGUCAAGGUGAUGCGACGAUGAGUAUGCAGGAGGCCGUGCAGCAAAUGCCAGCGGCACCGGUUACUGAGCCAGCCCCUCAAGUGAGUGUUAAUGACGUGACCCAGCUUGCAGCUCUCGUGCAAGCUGCUUCGAGUGCGGCUGCCAGUGCUGCUAGUGCUGUGUCGCGCAUGCAGGAGCAGAAUGAGCGUGGGACUGAGCGACAGUACUCAGGCUAUACGGAUGCAGCGAAGGUUUUGAAGUAUCCUGAAGGCUUCGGUGGAGGUGAUUCUCACGAGGCGGACCUUGCCCGCUGGCAGGAGUUUGCGCACAGCUUUCGCUCUUGGAUCCUUUAUGCUGAGCCAGCUUUUGAGACUGAGCUGGAUAUGAUUGAGAAACAUCCCGAUGUUGUGAUCACCUUGGGUGAGAUGGCUCGUGCAACGGGUGUGCGCGCCCGCAGGCUCUACGCAAUCUUGUCAGGGUUGCUGAAGGGCAGGCCGUUGGUGAUGUUGAGAGCUGUUGAAGAGCAUAAUGGGUUUGAGCUUUGGAGGCAACUCAUUAGUGUGUACGCUCCACGCACGCGUGCACGCUCGUUGGCGCUAUUGAGCGCCUACAUGGCUUAUCCAGCCUUCGUGAAAGAGAGAAGCAUUCGCGAGCAGGUGAGUGCCCUCGAGAGGAUAUCGGAAGAGUAUCAAAAGGAUGAUGCUGAUGAUGACUGUGGAUUGUCAAGCAUCAGCCUUGAGGAUCAGUAUGACUGCCUUGAGGCCAUCAACGAAAUGUACCUGGGCCGAGGCCCACAGGUCAGGGCCAUCACGCAUGAUGAAGUGGACAUCAUACUUGAUUCCGGUGCUGAUGUGUCAGCACUUCCCUUGCGGUUCUCCAAUGUUGGAGUUAAGGACAGGUCUUCGAGCGGCAUGAGGUAUUCAGAUGCCCAGGGAAACCCUCUUCAGGUACGUGAGUUUCGCAUUGCUGAGGUGAGGAUCGGCCCGUGCCGGUUCUACGAGCGUUUUGCCCUGUCCAAUGUCACUCACCCUUUGAUCUGCCUUGGCAAACUGUAUCGUGCAGGUUGGUUUGUCCGCCCUGAGAGCAAUGUCUUGAAGCUGAGCAAUGACACUCACUCGGUCCCGAUUGGUUAUCGUCACCAGUCUUUCUGUGCACAGGGGACCAUUCGUAUGUUGAGUCGCAGUGAAACUGAUGCCAUGAUGAGCCAGAGUACUUCCGCGAUGCCCCGGAGCAUUGCACCGCAGUCAAGUCACAUGCCCCGGAGCAGUUCAACGCAGUCAGGUCACAUGCCCCAGAGCAGUUCAACGCAGUCAGGUCACAUGCUUCAGAGCAGUUCGACGCAGUCAGGUCACAUGCCCCAGAGCAGUUCGACGCAGUCAGGUCACAUGCCCCGAGGUGAUGGUGCUUCAUCAAGUUCAGGUGCAGAUGGUACUUGUGUGCAGCAAGGUUCAGUACCGUUGCAGGUCCGCGCAAUCGAGGUCACUUUAGGCGAGAAGCUGUCUGGUCUGAGCAACAAUCGUGGCUGGGUCAAGAUUGCGCCGUCGUGCUAUGUGUUGCGAUCGAGUGCUGCACACCACGUCAACACCACACUCGGUCCAUUUGACAACCUCAUGUGGAGGCGCACCACUUUGUGUCGCAGGUCAGAUCGCUGGUACCUUGAAGAGUUUGGAGAGGAUGUGAGUGCUCUUGCAGGCGAAGGCAACCUAGAGAAGCCGUUUGAUCCCGGCGAGCCCGUGCAGUCAUGCAUAACGUUUGCAUACAACAGAGCUGACAUGUCUCCUGAGGAGCUGGGUUUUUCGUAUGCAGGGGAUAAUUAUGGUGUCAUCCUUCCGGCUCCCGCGCCGGCUGCAGCAGCAUCGGCUGAUGAUGACAUGGAUUUGUCUCCUCCUGAGGUGCCUGUUGCACCACCUGCACCAGCCGCUGAUGGCUCACCAGGUGAAGCAAACCCUGUUCCGGACAGCCCAGAAGGUCAGUUGCCUGCUGAUACUGUCGUGAUUGAGGGCGUCAGGGUGACGAGUGAGUCUUCAGCUACAGUCCUCAGGGCCGCUUGCACUAGUUUGGGCUUGAGUAAGGCCGGUAAUCGCCGUCAGUUGUGGCGCCGCUUGACGAAUCACAUCAACUCGCAACAGCUGCUGAUUGAUAAGCAUGUCGAGGCCAAUUUGGCCAGCUCGAGGGCUCGUGAUCCGGUCACCCCGGCAGUAGCCUCCGAGCCUGAUGCGGCUACCAAGGCGCGUCACUGUCUGACGCAUGAGCCUUACGAGCCUUGGUGCGAGAUUUGCAUUCGCCACAGAGCACGCCAGGACCAGCAUGCAACUUCUGUGCCGCACACCUCUUCAGAGAAUGCUGUUGUGUCAUUUGAUUUUGGGUUCUUAUCGCGAAAGGGCCAGAGUCUUUUGAGCACGAAGCCUGAGGUCGGAGAGGACAGUUUGACUGUGCUAUUUUGCGUUGAUCGUGCGAGCAAAGCUGUGUUUGCCAUCCCUACGCAAAGCAAAGCAGGUGCUGCAACCUCGUUCUUGGUUACUGAGGCAGCCAGGUUCAUAUGCUGGUUGGGACACUCAAACGUCAAGUUGAAGUCGGACAAUGAGAGGCCGAUCCUUCAUGUCAUGCAUCAUUUGCAACGUGCCCUCCGAAGCUUGAACAUUGGAGUGACCUCUGAGACGAGCCCUGUGGGUUCACAUGAGUCCAAUGGCGAGGUUGAGCAAGCUUUGCAACGCGUGCGCCAGCAUGCGUGUGUUCUGAUUUCGCAGCUUGAGGAAGGUGCAGGCAUGACGAAGGAGGUGAUCAAGGUUGGUCACCCAUUGUUCCAGUGGUCCGUGCUGCAUGCUUGUUGGCUCCUCAACCGCUUCAGAGUCCUUCAGAAUGAAACUGCAUUUGAGCGGGUCAGGUCCUCGUCUUAUGAAGGCCGCAUCUGCCUCUUCGGCGAGCGGGUUAUGGGUUUCCUGCAAACAGCUAAAGCCUCAGCCCAGUGGAUCAAGGGAGUCUGGCUGGGCAAAACAUGCAGAAAUGAUGUGCACAUAAUCGGCACAGCUGCGGGAAUAUUUGUGACCCGCUCAGUGCGCCGUUUUGCAAAUCCGUGGGACCUUGACUUAGCCGUGUCAGUGGAGAAGUGUGUGUGGGAGCACGGCCUGGCAUCACUUGGGUCGCAGCUUGUGUUGGCCAAGCGUGUUGCACCGCCUGCACCGAUACCUGUGCCAGUUCCCGCUGAGGUUUCAGGUGGUCCAGUGAUUGCACCAGGUGAUGGUGACGGCAAGGAGGCUGCAGAUGAAGGAGCUGCAAGCCCAAGCGAAGUGGCGGGGACGGACCCCAGCAGUAGCAGUAGUAGCAGCUCCCGUCGCUCCAGUGAUGUUGCAAUGUCAAUCGGUGAUUCCUUCAUGUCAGUUGCAGAUGAGGGUGCCGGCGUCGGGUAUGUUGACAAUGGGGAACCGGGCCCUGGCGGGGAUGUGAACCGCGUGCAGCUCUCUGCCGCCUCGCUUGUGUGCCCAUUCUUCUUCCCUGGUGAGUCGAUCCGCGCUGUGCAUGCGUAUGGCCACGAGGAUGAGUCUCCUGAGUUGUGCUUUGAACCUGAGCUUGUUGAAGGGUUCGAGGAGGAUGAUCUCCAGGAUGAUGAGUGGGAAGAGCCUGAAGAAGUUGAUCUGACUGACUAUGAGCAAAAGCUGAUGUUCCCACGCAGCGGUGAUGACCCACCUUCAUUGUCCCAAGACAAGCUAGAUGAGAUAGAUUUGGUUGCUGAGUUUGUUGAGAUUGAGCGCCUUAAGAAGCUUUCAGUUCUCCUUGAUCCAAGCACUCUCGAUGGCCACAGUGCAGGUGAAGUGAAGCGCUUGACAACGCGCAUGGUCAAGGACUGGCGCGAGAAGGUACACCAGGGCAAGCCCAUAUGGUUGAGGCGCGCCAGAUACGUUGCAAGGGAGUUUGCAUGGUUGUGCGAACGGUCGGACACCUUUGCACCAGCUUCCUCAUGUCUCCUCAACCGACUUCUCCCGAUCUUGUACACCACAAGCACCGCUCCUGACAAGUGCCUGGUCGCUAUCGAUGUGUCAGAUGCCUUCCUCACAGUCGAUCAGACUGUGCCGACGGAGGUUGUGUAUCGCCCGACAGGUGGAGGUCCUGAGGUCAAAUUUGCUUUGGGCAAGCUGUUGCCAGGGCAACGUGAUGGAUCUGAGAAGUGGUAUGGCUCCUUCUUGCAGCACCUUAGUUCAAGCUUGAGUGUGGAGUCCUGUGAAGCCUAUCCUACACUUCUGAGGACCAAGGGUCUGGAAAGUGUGAUGCAGUUGCGUGUGGAUGACAUGCUGGCCUUCACUACAUUGAAGUACGCGAACAAUGAGCUUAAGCCCGCACUUCUUGCGAAGUACAAAAUUAAGUUCGAGGUGUUGCAGAAGCCAGGUGAUGUUCUCUGGUUCUUGAAACGCAAGUUGCACUUGGUCUCUGAGGACCAACUUCUGAUGAGCCCGCGUCCGAAGUACUUAGAAAGGCUCCAAAGACUUCUGAACAUCAGGCCUGAAGCCAAGAAGAAAACGCCACUUUUCAGCGAUCUUGAGAAGUUAGAUGGGGCCAAGCCAUUGAGCCCAGCAGAUGCCAAACUGUUCCGAUGUUGCGUCGGAGUGCUUCUUUAUGUUGCCCAUGAUUGCAUCGAUUGUCAGUAUAGCAUCAACAUGCUCGCGUCACGCAUGAGCUCGCCCACCGAGCUUAGCAUUGUGUGGGCAGUCUGCAGCCUCUUCGAGGGCACAUGGUCACAACAGGACACAGGGUUUCAGAUCAGUCGAAUGGCAGCGGUUGCCAUGGACGGUCCUGUGGAGGAGGAAUGGGCUGAUUUUGCGACGGCUUUUUUACGUGAGAUGCGUGAGAAGUCUUCAGCCUCCAGUCAAGGCGAUGAAGGGCAAUCUUUCAUCAUGCCUUUUGAAGAUGAAGAUGUUGAUCCUGGAGUGCCGCUGCUGCCUUCAGAUGACGACUCCUGGUGGGUGCAGAAGCUCAAGGAUCACACCCGGGAUUGGGAUCCCCGUGGCGGUAGCUCGAAGUCUCACGUCUCUGUGCUGAGUGCGUGCACUGGAGCCUUUGUGGAGGGCGUCGCUUUCAAGGAGCUUGGCAUCCCUUUCCAGACGACAUCCAUCUCCGAGCCGUGUGCGGAGUAUCGGUCCUUCACUCUGCACAACCACUCUGGAAUCUUCCAUGCCCACGAAACUAUUCGGAAGCAGAUUCAGGGGUGUGCGUGCACUCGUCAUCCUCACUCGGAGGCGUGCGUUGUUGAUUCCAGCCCGGCAUUCGCGUGCCUUGGCACACCGUGCAAGCCCUUCAGUGUCCAGAGGGCAAAACGUUUCAAGACUUCGCCGCAGGACCACAGUGCAUAUGCCAUCACAUUUACAGAUGCAGUCGAUUUUUUUGAAACCUUCACGCCAGUUACAGCAUGCUUCGAGAACGUCGAAGGCUUCGACAUGCCGGAUCGUUCACAGAAGGAUGGUUGUGACGACACUCCGAUGGAGAGGUUCCUGGCAGAAUUGAAAACGGCAAGCGUGCCGGUGGGCUACUUCCAUGCGGUUGUGCACUUGGACAUGGCUGACUGGUUGACCAUCGCUAGGAAGAGGACAUUGGCAGGGGGCGGGUCACUGGUGAUUGUCAUUUUGCUUUGCGCGCAUGUUGCUGACCUACUGCAUUGGACGGGCUGGAAGGGGCUCGAGAUGGCUCGAGCUGAGUUUGAGGAUGUUCGCCGAGGUCCUUUAAAGUUGAAGCCCAAACUUAUUGCUCCUAGCGGUCCUAGCUCCAUUCUAGGCCAACUGGGUCACUAUGCCAUCUCAUCUAGAAUCUAG